Messenger RNA from Peronospora matthiolae, 906 nucleotides. Lineage: Eukaryota; Oomycota; Peronosporomycetes; Peronosporales; Peronosporaceae. The record is from the annotation of a GenBank genome assembly.
AUGGCGACCGAGUAUUUUGCCAAUGCGACACGCGAAGUGGUCAAGACAAUUGCAGAGAAAGGCCAAGUGCUUGGCAAGAUGCUGGAUACCUCACGCGUGAAGCUCCACAGUGCUCAGGAGAUUGCGCACACGUCGGUAUUUGCACAGACACCGCUGCUGGAUGAACUGAAUCACGUGUUUGAACGGCUCCAGAGCAGUGCAGUGGACCCAUCCAUGGUCGGCGGCGAGCAGGACAAGACGCUGUUUGACUUUGUCGAUGCGGAGACGGUCCAGUCGCUGCAGCAAGAUGCUCUUGAGCAGGCCAAAGAACUGGAAGAACUGCUGGCAGCCCACGAACACGCUAUUACGAGAAUCACGGCCAUUUACAAAUUCUUUCGAACGUUUGAUGACGCUUAUGGAAGUGACACGAACGCGCUGGUGGGAGAGCAGCAAUGUGAUGUCAUGAUCACCGAUGACAAGGUUGGACCUGUUGAAAAGCUUUAUGAUGCAGCCGUCAACUUCUUCGUCGACAUGGAGCAGUGCGACCGGUUCUUGCUGCAGUACUUCACCACAAUCAAUGAUAUCUAUCCAUACUACGAGGUGAUCUUCGCCGAAGCGCAGCUCCUUUUCGACGAGCUGCGUAGCCUUCGAGACUUCUACCUUCAGUUUCUGGCAUCUUACCAGUCUGUCAGUGCUGAACUGCUCCGACGUAAGCUGUACGACUCCAAAGUUUCUCAACUUGUUGAAGAGACAACGACGAAGCUUGCAGCUCUAGCACAACAUGAGCUCGCCAUGCGCAAUGUGUUUUGCGAGGAGCACGCGCGUUUCCUGCCAUCUACACUGUGCCCUCAAAUUCAGAACGCGCCUGGCAUAUUCGUCAUUGUGCAUACAGACGGCACGAGCGCGGCAAGUGAAAAGGCACAAUGA